Trichoderma asperellum CBS 433.97 is the source of this 1854-nucleotide messenger RNA. RefSeq names its product Nucleolar protein 9 (gene NOP9). Gene Ontology annotation, molecular function: RNA binding. Gene Ontology annotation, cellular component: 90S preribosome; preribosome, small subunit precursor; nucleolus. Lineage: Eukaryota; Fungi; Ascomycota; Sordariomycetes; Hypocreales; Hypocreaceae. Gene Ontology annotation, biological process: endonucleolytic cleavage to generate mature 5'-end of SSU-rRNA from (SSU-rRNA, 5.8S rRNA, LSU-rRNA); ribosomal small subunit export from nucleus; endonucleolytic cleavage in 5'-ETS of tricistronic rRNA transcript (SSU-rRNA, 5.8S rRNA, LSU-rRNA). The record is from RefSeq and is a predicted model, not a curated record.
GGCCCCGGCGAAAGGGAAUUCUUUGGCAUGCUUGCCGACGAUGAGCAAGAAUACUUCAGACGCGCCGAUGAGAUGCUGGAGCUGAACCAAUUCCCAACCCCCGAGGAGCGAGACAUCUUCCUGCAGAGCGUCUACCGCGAAGCAAAAGGCAAAGAGUGCAAGCUCGCCAGCAGCCAGUCUUGUUCCCGCCUAAUGGAGCGCCUGAUACAGCUUGCCGAUACGGCUCAGAAGAAACAGCUAUUUGAAGCCUUUGGUGGCCACUUUCUGUCGCUUGUGCAGCACCGCUUUGCCAGCCACUGCUGUGAGGCGCUCUUCCUUCGCUCUGCUGGCGUUGUCACGCAGGAGCUGGCUGGAUUUGAAGAAUUCGUCAUGGAUACCAAGGGGGCGGAUGUUGAUGAGCAGCAGCCGGCAGCAUCCAUGGAGCGCCUGUUCUUGGCUACGCUGGACGAGCUGGAGGGUAGCUUGGGAUACCUCAUUACCGACCGAUUCGCUUCACAUACGCUACGAGUGCUGCUGCUGGUGCUGUCUGGAAUGCCUUUGGAGGAACAGUCGUCGCGUACACUAUUGAAGAGCAAGAGAAAAGAGAAGAUUUCUGUUAGUGGAUCAUCGGCGGCAGAUGCGCAGAAUCAUGGCAAACGAGCUGUACCGGCAUCUUUUACCAUGGCGGCCAACAAGAUCAUGCAAGACGCCGUCUCAGGAAUGGAUGCUACAGGAAUCCAAGUCUUGGCCAAACACCCUAUUGGUAACCCAAUUCUUCAGCUCAUCCUAGAACUCGACUUGACGCUCAACAAGGGUGAGGCUAAGGGCGAGAAAGAGAAGACAGAAGAGACUUCCUCGCCUUCUCUUCUCCAACAGCUUCUCCCUGGGGCUCCCAAAUCACUGUCUGACGGUUCUUCUGCCGCUUCUGAAUUUAUCAAUGGCAUGAUUUACGACCAGAUCGGCUCACGACUCGUCGAAACACUCAUCACUCAUGCACCAGGAAAGAUUUUCAAGGCUCUCAACCAAAAUAUAUUCCUACCCAGAAUACAAGGCUAUGUGCGAAACGACAUCUCUUGCUACCCUGCUAUCCGAGUACUCAAGCGACUAGGCAAGGAUGAUCUUGCCAAGGCUGUCGAUCAGAUUGCACCCACUGUGCCCCAACUAGUCUCCAAAUCCAGAUACAACGUCAUAGCAGCUCUCUUUGAGCGAUGCGCAGCCAGAAACAUCAAUGAUGAAAUCAGAAAGCUGAUGAAGGGACUCAAAGAAGGAUGCGGCAGUAAGCCUGCGGACCUAGUAACGACUCUUUGCUCUCUUUCAGUCAGUGAAGAGGAGGAUAAGAAAAAGAAGAAGGAUGUUCAGCAGCUGAGCAAGAACGAAUAUGCUAUCCAAUCUCACGGAGCAAACCUCCUUACUACCCUGCUGUCAAUCUCCGGCCCCGCCAAGGGUGUUCAAGAAUCUAUCCUCGCCUUGCCAUCCGAUCUUCUCAUUCGCCUCGCCACCACUUCCCUACCUACCGUUACCGUCCUCACUACCGCCAUCGCAACGCCCUCUACCAACUCUAUCUUCCAAAAGGGCCUUGUUAACACACUGCUGCCACACAUCCCGGAGCUAGCUACAAACCAAUACGGCCACAAUCUCAUCAAUGCCAUUGCCGAGAUCCCUAGCAAGGGCAAAGACUGGAGUGUACCCCAUCAUAUCAAAGACAAGAUCAUGACCUCCUUGGGCGCGCAUGAAUCCACGCUGAGAGAGUCGUGGAUGGGAAGAAGCGUUUGGCGGACAUGGAAGGGAGACAUGUGGAAAACACGACGCUUUGAUUGGAAGAACUGGAUGAAGGAGCUUGAUGAAAUCAAGGCCCCGGCCGCUGCUGCUCCUAAG